Molecule: messenger RNA, 864 nt
Organism: Rhineura floridana
Lineage: Eukaryota; Metazoa; Chordata; Lepidosauria; Squamata; Rhineuridae
Product: transmembrane protein 177-like
Exons: 2
Coding region: 1-864 (287 amino acids)
Source: RefSeq, a predicted model, not a curated record
AUGAGGAAUGCUCACAAAGCAGUAUUUGAAAUUAUGACAGCUAUAUGCAUAGGAAAACUGAAAAAAAAUAAGGCCAAGGGGAAACCAAUGGAGCUUUCAGAAGAAUUACAGAUCCUGUUCCAUGACACCCUCAGUGAUGUCAGAGUGAAGUCGGCAAACAAUUUUCAAGCCUUUGUGGCCUUCAGCUUCCAUCCAGUGAGCGCUGGACUUCCAUGGUUACCUGCAGGCUGUGUUGUGGGCAUCCCUGCCAAUUUCAUUGGUGCAACCAACGAUGAUCAUAGGAUUAGCAAUCACAUUGUCAUGGUUGAAGGCAAAAAAGUGGACUGGGAAAGCACAGAAGGCCUGGCUUUGCAGGAAGCCCUGACACUUUCUCUAGAGGUUCAAAAGUUUGCCAUUGCAAGAGAGCUCACGUACUUGCAAAGCAAUAGCUCCUUUGUAUGUGCCAUUGUUGCCCCCAUUUGUCUAGCUGGGACUUACAUCUCAGGGAUAGCCAUAAAGCAGCUCUUGGGCUUGUAUUCUGGUCCAGUGCUCUUACGAGGUCUUUACAACAUAGCUGUUGUGGUGAUUGGAUUUGUGGGCUAUUGCCUCUCGUAUGAUGCUGUGAGUCAGGCAGUUGAUUAUAGGACAGACAGAAAUACAGCUUCCGUUUCCACCAGCUUUGCCAGAGGUGGGGUGGAGUUCUAUAAUAAAAUCCUGUCCCAGAACAAGACUCUUUGUACACUCAUGGGCAAACGAGGAGAGCAGAUAUAUGCCCCAAGUGGUAAUCUUUUCCCAAGAUGCUCAUUCAGAUUAAAACAUGCGCCAUACACUUCCAGAAGAGACUUGAUUAUCAAUAUUUUAAGCAUGCCCCAGGCAAAGGGGUGA